Messenger RNA from Wyeomyia smithii (pitcher-plant mosquito), 276 nucleotides. RefSeq names its product cytochrome c oxidase assembly factor 3, mitochondrial (gene Ccdc56). Gene Ontology annotation, biological process: mitochondrial respiratory chain complex IV assembly. Gene Ontology annotation, cellular component: mitochondrial inner membrane. Lineage: Eukaryota; Metazoa; Arthropoda; Insecta; Diptera; Culicidae. The transcript has a single exon. Bases 1 to 276 code for a protein of 91 amino acids. The record is from RefSeq and is a predicted model, not a curated record.
AUGUCUGGUGGGCCGGAAAAACACGAUUUUAAAAUCAGUGAUAGCAGCAGAAAACUUAAACAGUCGGAGAUUGAUUUUAUGAGAUUGAUCGAAAAGCAGAACCUCCAACGAGUGGAAAAGUUACAGCGCAUGAGACGGAAUAACAAGAUAACCGCUUUCACUCUGGGUGGUGCUGUGCUUGGAAUUUAUCUGUAUUCCAUGCUAUCUGUGAAACAGGAAAAAUUCUUAGAUGAUUUUGAAGAACCACUGAAAGUUGAAAUACCGGAAAAGCAAUAG